AUGUGGAUCAAGACAUACCUACACAAGUUCGACAAUGUGUUCCCGCUGGCCUGUGGCACUGGUUUCUACAAGCAGUGUGUUCCUGACAACUCAUGUGACAUCAUCAUGUCAUCGUUUGCCACUCAGUGGCUCAGUGACAAGAGUCCCGUGAUGACUUCCACGAUUUCCCCAUGGCGGUCAACAUCAGAAGAAGAGCUGCGAGUUCAUCACGAGGCUUCGGCACGUGACUGGCAGAAGUUCCUCCUUCUGAGAGCGGCUGAGCUCAAACAAGGUGGACUUCUAGUUGUAACGCAGCCUUCCAAACGCCUGAAGAAAAGUCCUGCACAGCCUGGAGAAAUAACAGAAUGUACAAAGGACGCUUGGAUUCAUCUCAAUUUAACGUGGAAUGAAUUAUAUUCAGAGGAUAUAAUAAGCAGAGAAGAGUUCCAGUCGUGCAGUGUCCCGUUGGCAUUUCGGACUUUACAAGAACUAAAAGCUCCUUUUGAGAAUGCCGCCACUUCUCCUGUCCGGCAGGCUGGUCUCAACUUGGUAAAAGAACCGGAAGUGCUUGUCCCUCCCUGCUUUGCCAAAACAUUGUGGCGACAGAAGCUACAGCGGGAGGGCAAGAACGACAGCAACAUGUUUGCUCAAAUCCUGGUAAAUUCAUUUCGAGUUGUUUUAGAACCAGCCAUGAGGAACAGCAUGAAGAACACUCGCACUUCUGAAGAACAGUCGGCCAUAGUGGAGCAAUUUUUUGAGCGUUUCCAAAGAAACGUGGCGACACUGAAUCCAGAAACUUUCCACAGUGAACUUUUUGUAGGGAGACUUGUUGCGCAAAAGAUACAAUAAACAACAUAUGAUUGAGACGAAAUACAA
This is a messenger RNA of Pomacea canaliculata, 855 nucleotides long. RefSeq lists its product as uncharacterized. The record is from RefSeq and is a predicted model, not a curated record. Gene Ontology annotation, biological process: methylation. Gene Ontology annotation, molecular function: S-adenosylmethionine-dependent methyltransferase activity. The transcript has 6 exons. NCBI's taxonomy places the organism in Eukaryota, Metazoa, Mollusca, Gastropoda, Architaenioglossa, Ampullariidae. Bases 1 to 828 code for a protein of 275 amino acids.